This is a messenger RNA of Drosophila ficusphila, 945 nucleotides long. RefSeq lists its product as uncharacterized. Lineage: Eukaryota; Metazoa; Arthropoda; Insecta; Diptera; Drosophilidae. The record is from RefSeq and is a predicted model, not a curated record. Bases 216 to 788 code for a protein of 190 amino acids. The transcript has 3 exons.
UAGUAACCAAAAUCAACUGAUUCGAUUUAGCAAUAUCGGUACGUUUGUUUUUGAUAUGGGUUUCACCGUGCCCUUCCUGUUGAGCAAAUGCUAUAUGCAUUCACGAACCAAGUGUUUUAUUUACGGAAGCCUCAAAAACUAAAAUUACAUUAGUCUGUGGUUAUCUAAAUGUGUUUUAAAAUAUAUAAAAUCAUCACAACCUCGAUGAGAGAAGAAUGAAAUCCAUUGCACUUGUCGUAUUUUCUAGUUAUCUCGCCUGGAGUGUUGUAAGUGAACCCUCCUAUAUCUACAAAUUAAAAAAUAUCGAGUGCUCGACGGUUCCUGGCUUUUCGGCAAAUGCUUCGUGCCGUGUAAAAGCCAUCAACUGGAACAAGGCAGUGGCCCAAAUGGACGUGGAUCUCGCGAGGACUUUGUAUAAUAUCUCUGUGCGACUGCAAAUCCAUAAAAGGGACUAUAGUAACCAGUUCCAGCCUUUCCUAGUGGAUGUGAUGAUUAAUUUCUGUGACGUACUCUCGAAACGAAGCUUUAUACCUUAUGGUCUAAUUGUUCUCCAAGUUACCAAACGAUUCUCAAAUUUUAAUCAUUCCUGCCCCUACUCUGGACAUUUAUUGGCUCGGGAUGCAUAUCUCGACGAAUCAUAUUUACCCAACGUCUUUCCAUUGGGUUUGUAUAAAAUCAACAUUACCAUACUAGAGGGUUACGUAAAGUCCCCAUAUGCGCAUGUUGGAGGUAUCGUUUGGUAUCUCCAGGUUAUGCACGCUUAUAAGAUUAAAAAUAAACAAUCGUAAUGAAACCCCGACUUUUGAUACGACCAGGGUAAGGUAUUCUUAAUUUCAAACCCGCUGCAACUUAUAGUUACUUCUAAAACAAUGUUGUUUGUAAAUAAUUGAUAACCCAAACGAACUGAUUCGAUUAAGAAAUAUCGAAACAUUUGUUAUGAUGUUG